Ceratitis capitata (Mediterranean fruit fly) is the source of this 1152-nucleotide messenger RNA. RefSeq names its product cyclin-dependent kinase 2 (gene Cdk2). Gene Ontology annotation, cellular component: cytoplasm; cyclin-dependent protein kinase holoenzyme complex; nucleus. Gene Ontology annotation, molecular function: cyclin binding; cyclin-dependent protein serine/threonine kinase activity; ATP binding. Gene Ontology annotation, biological process: regulation of gene expression; protein phosphorylation; regulation of G2/M transition of mitotic cell cycle. The record is from RefSeq and is a predicted model, not a curated record. NCBI's taxonomy places the organism in Eukaryota, Metazoa, Arthropoda, Insecta, Diptera, Tephritidae. The transcript has 6 exons. The coding region runs from base 113 to 1021 and encodes 302 amino acids.
CCAAUUCGAAAAUUACUUUAAAAUAAUCAAGAAAGCUGUAUUAAAAUAUUUAAAGUAAUUAAUAAAUGCAUCUACUAUUACUUAGUGUGUCAGUUUAGAAGUGACCGGCAAGAUGCUUGAAGUGGGUGAUUUUAAGAAAAUGAUUAAAAUUGGUGAAGGUACUUAUGGUAUCGUUUACAAGGCAAGGGAUACUAAAACGGGCAAGGAUGUGGCGCUUAAAAAGAUACGUUUAGAUAGUGAAACAGAGGGCGUCCCCUCAACGGCCAUACGGGAGAUAUCACUGCUUAAGGAUUUGACGCACAAGAAUAUUGUACAACUGUUCGAUAUUGUGGUAGCAGAUUCCAGUUUGUAUAUGGUUUUUGAGUAUUUAAAUAUGGAUAUGAAGAAAUUGAUGGACAAGAAGAAGGAAAUUUUUACGCCAAAACUGGUGAAGAGCUACAUGCAUCAACUUCUCGACGCGCUUUGUUUCUGUCACACGAACCGAAUUCUACAUCGAGAUCUAAAACCACAAAAUCUAUUGGUCGAUAGUGUGGGCAAUAUUAAGUUAGCAGAUUUUGGUCUGGCACGCGCCUUCAAUGUGCCGAUGCGUGCUUAUACGCAUGAGGUCGUCACGUUAUGGUAUCGUGCGCCGGAAAUACUUCUAAGUACGAAAUACUAUGCGACAGGCAUGGAUAUCUGGAGUUUAGGUUGCAUUUUUGCGGAAAUGAUAAUGAAACGUGCACUUUUUCCCGGCGAUAGUGAAAUCGAUCAAUUAUAUCGCAUAUUUCGCACGCUCGGUACACCUGAUGAAAAUAAAUGGCCAGGAAUCAGUCAAUUACCCGAAUACAAAGCUAAUUUCCCUGUGUGGGUUAAAACGAAUAUACCUGAAGCUAUUGAGAGUAACGAAGCUUAUGAUCUCUUUAUGAAAAUGCUAGUUUAUGAUCCAAAUGGACGCAUAUCUGCCAAAAAUGCAAUGAUUCAUCCCUAUUUCGAUGAUGUGGAACAUUUGGAUUCUGUGGAGCUGCCAUUAGAUAAACCUUAGCUGUUGAGUUUAGUGUUUUUUUAUUCAUUUCAGUUUUAGCAAAUUUACUAUUUCAUUUUCUUAGUUACGCCAAUUGUUUUAAUGUUGAUUAAGGUUAAGUAAAGUGACUGCCGUUUUAUAUAUAAUAUGUC